AUGAUGAACAGAUUUUCGUUCGAGGAAGCGCAGAUGGCGCGCGUGCUGCUGCUCGUGUCGCGGGAGCAGCCGAUGGCGAUGGCGAUGCCGGUGUCUGGGCGCGGUGACCGUGCACCGGAGCGGGCGUUCACGUGCAAGACGUGCGGCCGCGUAUUCCCGUCGUUCCAGGCGCUGGGAGGGCACCGGGCCAGCCACAAGAAGCCGCGGCUGGACGGAGAUCUCAAACCCAAGCUGCACGCAUGUUCUAUCUGCGGCCUCGAAUUCGCCAUUGGCCAGGCGCUCGGCGGCCACAUGCGGCGCCACCGCGCCGUGGCUUCUGGAGGCGGUGUGAUGCCGCCGGUGGCAGCGAUCAAGAAGCAAGGUGCAGAAAGCGACGAUGUCGCUGUUGGCGGUGGCAUGAACCGCCGUCUGUUGCUCGACCUCAACCAGCCGCCAUGCGGUGACGACGGCUGCAUGGACGUCGACACCGAUGCCAGCCGAGAGUGCGGCCACGACGACCCCGCUGCCGGGUAUACGUUCCACCAGUUCCUGGAUACGGGCACCAUGGCGGUGGACUGCGUCGGCUACUAG
Molecule: messenger RNA, 570 nt
Organism: Lolium rigidum
Lineage: Eukaryota; Viridiplantae; Streptophyta; Magnoliopsida; Poales; Poaceae
Product: zinc finger protein ZAT12-like
Exons: 1
Coding region: 1-570 (189 amino acids)
Source: RefSeq, a predicted model, not a curated record